Caenorhabditis angaria is the source of this 697-nucleotide messenger RNA. The record is from the annotation of a GenBank genome assembly. Lineage: Eukaryota; Metazoa; Nematoda; Chromadorea; Rhabditida; Rhabditidae.
AUGAAAAGCAUGGAAAAGAAUAGUUAGCUGUUUCCACGAGGAGCUGAUCUUUGGUAAUUGAACUUUCUAGGCAUGACUACUUUUUGUAGAUGCACGUAAGGCACGGCUCCUAGAGGAUCUUUAGGCUCGGAAACUUGGGAAAACGACUCUCUAGGAGCGGCUACUUGACAUCGAGGAUUUCUAGACUCGGCCACAUGGAAUGAGAAUUCGCAAGGCACGACCCCUUGCCAGAGUGAAACUCUAGAUGCGAGUCCGAUACAUUUAGGUUUUUUAGGUUUGGAUACUUGAGAAAUCGGCUCUCUAGGCGCUGAGUCUUGAAAAUUUCAUUUUCUAGGCGCGGCUACUUAACAAUUACAAUUUCUAGGCUUAGCUACUUGACACACAUUUCCGGAAGUCGUCUGGCGGCGAGUCCAAGUCUACCACAAAACGAAAAAAAAACAUUUUUCAGCAAAUGGUCAACGUUUCUAUCGACCAGGUCACGGUGUAUUUGGACACCUGCCCGAUCCGCCGAAAAAGGUUUUCGAAUCGCAAGGUAAACACUACUCCUUCCCCUUUCCUUUCACAAUCAAAAACAAAUGUUUCAGGUGGCCUCACACCGGAAACCGCACAACGGGUACAUUUAAUCAACGCGUUCCGAAGAUACGGUUAUCUUGAGGCUCAAUUAGAUCCAUUAGGCUUGAAACAAGUGGAAAAGUGA